Mytilus californianus (California mussel) is the source of this 6452-nucleotide messenger RNA. RefSeq names its product large neutral amino acids transporter small subunit 2-like. Gene Ontology annotation, cellular component: membrane. Gene Ontology annotation, biological process: amino acid transmembrane transport. The coding region runs from base 273 to 1760 and encodes 495 amino acids. Lineage: Eukaryota; Metazoa; Mollusca; Bivalvia; Mytilida; Mytilidae. The transcript is spliced from 10 exons. Gene Ontology annotation, molecular function: L-amino acid transmembrane transporter activity. The record is from RefSeq and is a predicted model, not a curated record.
CUAUUUUCGUUGGGCCGGUCGCUUUCAUAAGUAGUUAUUCGUAAAUCGAUAUCUACGUUAUCAUGAUUAUAAUGUACAUAAUCAUGACAUUUGUAACACCUAUUACGGACAAUUUUGAAAUCGAUCCCUUACUUGACUCGGUCUACAAUCGAAGCUAAUAAUAGACGUUAUACAUGUAAACAAUUUACGGUUCUGUUACCUCAAUGUAAACAAGAAAUAGUUAACAAAACUUUAAUACUUUCCGUUAAAUAGAACAGCAUGGGAACACUUAAAUGGUAGAUUCAUUUCAAAAUCAAGGAAUAUAUCUUAGUUUAAAAAUGGAACGACCAGAAAAAGAAGAAAGCACUGACCAAAAUGUCAGAAUAGAAGAAACGAUUCAGAUGAAAAAAACUAUCAAUCUGUUAAAAUGUACAUCCAUUUUGGUAGCUGUAACCGGACAUGUUUCAAUAUUCAUCAACUCAUCACUGAUUUUAGCCAAUGCAGGAUCUAUUGGCCUGACGUUAAUUAUGUGGACUAUUGGUGGAUUUAUCAAUCUGUUUCAGGCUAUGUGCUUCACUGAACUUGCUGCGAUGUUUCCAUUUGCAGGAGGAUCAUAUACAUACAUAUUUCAUGUUUUUGGACCAUUGCCUGCAUUUCUUGUAUUGUGGGGAACUUAUCUACUUGUUCAGGGUCCGUUCUGGGCGUUUGUUUCUUAUGGUGCGUCAAUGUACAUUCUUCAGCCAUUCUUUCCAACUUGCAGACCGCCGGAAAUAUGUGUAAAAAUCCUAGGAGGAUGGAUACUAGUGACAUUUGUGGCCUUAAAUGGUGUCUAUAUGAAGUACGUAACCAAGGUACAAACAUUUCUGUCAUCAACCAAGGUAGCAGGACUACUCUUAAUUGUCAUUUGUGGAGUUAUACAGCUGGCACGAGGUGAAACAGAUCAUUUUGAGAACAUCAUGGCCAACUCUAAGACAGACUUGGGAAGUAUAUCAUUUGCUGCAUUCUUCUCUACUUUUUCAUAUGGAGGUUGGCAGGUUAUUAGUAGUUUAAUGGAAGAGACUAAAAAUCCAGCAAGGGAUUUACCCAGAGCAGUUUAUAUCACAUUUUUUAUAGUAAUGAUAGUAUACAUAUUAACCAAUGUGGCCUUCUUUACUGUUCUGAGUCCAACAGAACUACUGAGAUCUGAUGCUGUUGCAGUUUUAUUUAUGCAGAAUUUUUAUGGACCUCUCACUCCAGUGAUAACAAUAUUGGUAGGAUUAUGUUGUAUUGGUGUACUUAAUGCAUCAAUAAUGGGACAUUCAAGAGUUUUAUUUGCUGGAGCUAGAAAUGGACAUUUUCCUUCUAUUUUUGGUACGUUGCAAACCACAUUUCUGACACCAUGGGCAGCUAUCUUAGCAAUAACAUUUCUUGCAUUAUUUCUGCUGUUUAGUGGUGGAUUAGUACUGUUUAUUGAGUACAUACAAGUAUUCUCUAUUAUAAUGACUUUAAUGGUCUUGUCAGCAUUACUGUAUCUACGAAGGUACCGCCCUGAAAUGAAACGGCCUUAUAAAGUGAAUAUUGCUCUUCCUAUUGUUAUGUUAGUGAUAAAUUUUGUGAUGUUACUAAUCUGUGUAAUAACAGAGCCCACCAGGACAGGAAUGGCUCUGGUAUUAUUUUUUACUGGUAUACCACUAUAUCUGAUUGGUGUUAUAUGGAAAUCUAAACCUAAAUCUUUCAACGAUAUAAUGUAUAAAACAACAGUGAUAUUACAGAAGACUUUCUUGCUAGGGAAGUCAGAAUAAAGUGCCAAAUGUUUAUAGCAAUUAUGUCAUUCACUAGUGAAGUCACAGUGAUGAAGUGCAAAAUGUUUACAGCAAUAUGUCAUUUCCUUGGGAAAUCAGGGUGAAGUACAAAAUGUUUACAGCAAUAUGUCAUUUAGUUAGACCUGCAUAUGCCUGUAGUUAGAUAUCAUUCAGAGUAUAGCUACAUAUGUCUUUAGCCAUGUGUCAUUCAGAGUAUAGCUACAUAUUUCUAUAGCCAUGUGUCAUUCAGAGUAUGGCUAUAUAUGUUCACAGCAAUAUAUCAUUCAGAGUAUAGCUACAUAUUUCUAUAGCCAUGUGUCAUUCAGAGUAUGGCUACAUAUGUUCACAGCAAUAUAUCAUUCAGAGUAUAGCUGCAUAUGCCUACAGUAAUGUGUCAUUCAGUGUAUGGCUUCAAAUUAUUACAUCCACAUAUAUCAUUCUGAGUAUUUCUACAAAUGUUUAUUAAAAGUAAUGUGUCAUUCAGUGUAUGGCUACAUAUCUUUACAUCCACAUAUCAUUCUGAAUAUUUCUACAUAUGUUUACAGUCAAGUGUCAUCCAGAGUAUGACUACAUGUGUUUAUGGUUAUGUGUUAUUCAGACAAGGGCAUCAUAUGUUUACUGUGAUGCAUCAUUCAGACAAGGGCAUCAUAUAUUUACUGUGAUAUGUCAUUCAGAUUAGGGCAGGUGUUUACUGUGGUGUGUUAUUCUGAGUAGGGUAUUAUCUUGAGGGUCUCUUCCUAUAUGAGGGUAUACACAGACGUGCCACUGGAAUGGUUCCCUUUUUUGAAAUGUAAAAACAUAUCAGUUGGGUUGCAAUUCCACUAAGGUAAAAUGUCAAUGGGUCAGUUAAUUUCAUCUUUCGAUUAGAUUUUUGUUUAAAUACUGUUUUAUUGUUUUAAAUUAAAUCAAGAAUCAAAAAUUGUACAUGUGAUAACUGAGAAAUAUAUGAAUGGGUUAUGAUUUUGCCAUGAAAUAUAUAUAUAGGACAAUAUAUGAAGUGGGAGGGGUGGUUUCCCAGCUGCAUGUCUGUACCUAAAAUCCCAUGUGAGAUCCGCCGUGGGCAUUAUAUGAUUACAAUGAUAUAUCAUUCAGAAAAACGUUGCUUCACAUGCAAUGAAACUUGUAUCAAUAUACAAAAAUUUGAUGUCUUCACACAAGCGAAAAAUACUGAAAAAAUCAGGAAGUUUUGCAAGAUUUUUUUUUCUAUUUUUCAAAAAAGUGUGAGAUGAUAAGUUUUGCAUUUUAAAUUUUGCAAAAUUAAGUAGUAUGUAGCUUUUCCUGAAAUCGUGAUAAUUAAUUGCACAUUUGUUUUCCAUUGUAUAACAAUCACAAUGAUAAAUGCACGCAGAAAACAUUGAAUUUACAGUAUUUAGGAUGGUUCAAAAGUCUUUCCAGAUACUGUAUAAACAAAAACAAAUUAUGUUUUGAUGAAAUAUUUUGGAUCAGGUCAUCUUAUUUCCCCAAAAGAAAGGAAAGUUUUGAAAGUUUGAUCAGAUCAGUUUUCAAUGUUUUUAAAAAUAAGGAGAUGCGGUAUGAUUGGCAAAGAGACAACUAUCCACCAAUGUUCAAAUGAAGUGUUUGUAAGCAAUUAUAGGCAACUGUACAGCCUUCAACAAUGAGAAAAACCCAUACCGUAUUGUUUGCGAAAAAUAUGAAAUUUGUUCAGUAUUGAUUUACAGAUAUGAGAGUAUUGUGCCAUAUUUUUAAAGUGAUGUUCCAUAUUUAUGAUAUAUAUUUUAUAAAUCAUAAUGGUAAUUUUCAUAUUUUAAAGACAUUUGUUAUGUGUUUUAUAUUUUGUUUUAAUCUAUUGCUAUACAAGUCAGUGUGCCUGUUCUCCUUGUCAUGACAUUUUCAUAUUAAUUUAAACAUUUUGUUAAACAGACAUUUUUGUUUAAUAUUUAUGUAUAUAGUCUUAAGUUUUGUGCAAUGAUACUGAUUAAAGACAUCUAUGUAUGUUUGUUUGUGCUGUACAGUCGUUAGUAUAUUUCAGUUGUUAACCAUGAUAUUUAAUCUCACUUGAGAGAAGUGGGAAGUUUAUAGUGUGUCAUAGAGUAUAUUUAAUUUUCUAAACUUUAGAAUUUACUCAACUUUGAACAUGACAAAAAGAAUUUUGAUUAAUUGAAGAAAUGCAUAUCUGGUGCUACAAAAUAAAUAUCAUUUAUGUUGUGAUUUAAUUGUCCCUCAAGAAGGAUUUUUAUUAUUAUGCAGUAACUGGUAUAUUUAAUUUUAUUGAGACUAAAGUGCAUUUCCAUUUCAUUUGUUUUGGAAUUACCUGUAUUUUUGUAAAUAAAUGGAACUUUUUUAACUAUAUGUUAUUAUUUGUUUAAAUCAGCAUCUGGUGCUUAAAUUUUUUUAUUGUUUAGUGCUGAUAUUAUAAGGUAUGUUACUGUGAAUUCAUUUAUUUUCAUAGGUACCAAUUUUCAUUGAUUGAGAAAAACCUGCAUUUUCAGGGAUAUUUGAUUUCAUGGUUUUGCCAAGGUCUGCAUACAACCCUAUAGAACAUUUGCAAUUCAUUGAACAAUUAAAUUAAAGGUUCACCUGUACCCACGAAAUCCUUGAAAAUUGGUAUCCAACGAAUAAUAAUGAAUCAUCAGUACUUUUUUGCUUACUUAUAUAUGGUUGUGUAAGUAUAGAUAUACCCCCUCUGCAAAUAUCUAAGAAAUAUCUGGAAUUUAUGACAAGAAUAGCAAAAUAUUUUCCUGAAAUUAUUUGUUAAAGUAAUGAAAUUAACACUAAUAUUUAGGGAACUGCUUUGAAACAAAAUUUCAGUGUAUUGCCUUCGGAAAUUCAAAAGGAGAAACAAAAUAAUAGGGAAAUGUUGACAUGUUAAACCCGCUGCAUUUGUUUGCACCUGUCCUAAGUCAGGAGCCUAUUGUUUAGUGGUUGUUGUUUGUUAAUGUGUUUCAUAAGUGUUUCUCGUUUCUCGUUUUUUAUAUAGAUUGGUUUUCUUAUUUGAAUUGUUUUACACUAGUCAUUUUGGGGCCCUUUAUAGCUUGCUGUUCGGUGUGAGCCAAGGCUCCGUGUUGAAGGCUGUACUUUGAUUUAUAAUUGUUUACUUUUUAUACAUUGUGACUUGGAUGGAGAGUUGUCUCAUUGGCACUCAUACCACAUCUUCCUAUUUACAUUCUAAAUCAUAUUUGUUAAAAAUAUAACAUUUUGUAUUUUCUUUUCCUUUAUUUUGCAUGCAUGCCUAUUUAUUGUAUUUAGCAUUCUUAUUUUACAUGCAAAUCUUUUUAUUAUUGUAUUUUGUAUAAAUAAAAGUAUUGUUUUUACUUUUUGUGCUUUCUAAAUUGAAAAUCUCAAUAAAUGAACUAUUGUUAACACUUAACAUCAAACUAUUGUCUGUCCAAUCUAUUUAAAAUAAACUCAUUGCACUUGCUACUCAUUUUGUUUCAGUUGUUUAUUCUCACUCUUAGAAGAUCUAAUAACAUCUGCUUGAGGGUAAUGUUUUUCUUCCACACAUGAAAUAUAAAAAAAUGGAACGAAAAUGAGGUGCAAGUGCAGAAAAAUAAUUUUGAUAAGAUUGCAUGCUGUCUGUCAAUCAUCAGUCAACUAAUCGCCAUAAUCAGCUCUAUAGGCAAGAUAAGUUUUGUGGAAUAUUCUCAUAAAUAAAAGGGAAUUUUGUAGAAAAAUGUCAGUAAAUCAUAAAACAUAAAGCAUACUGUGCAUAUUUAAAAUGUUUUGUCCUUUCACAAUACCAAUUUGCUUAAAUGUUUUAAUACCAAGUUGAAGUUUGAGUUAAUCUCUAUGAACUGAUCAAAUGGUAAAAUAUUUUAUCUAGUGAAUAGUGGAUAAAAAAUAACAAUAAUAAAAAGAUAAAUGCACGCUCUAGAUUUGAAAAAAAAUAAAUUGGAUGAGAAUGCAGGACCUUUAUUUUUGUAACAUUAUACAAUAUUUGGCUGUUGACAGAACAGAUAUGAUUUUUUAUUGUUAUGGCAAUGUUUCUUAUGACAAUUUAUUUUUUAAGUGCAUCAUUAUUUUUCUUUUGUAUUUUAGUUGUUUUAAUUUCUUUAUUUUGGAAUAAAUAUUUAACCAGAGAUAGAUUUUGAAUUUAAAUUUCUUUGAUAGCUGAAAUAACUUUUCCUGACCAGUUGUUUUUAUUUUCAUUACAAAAUGACCUUAAAAUCUUCGUAAACAGUGCCAAUUUCUUCUGUCAACUAUAAGAAAAAUUGUUUAUUUGUCAUCAUCUUCCUUAAUUUUAUUUUAAUCACAACAGCUUUUAACAUAUGAGCUGUGUCGGAUAGAAAUCGACCUUAUGCAAAUGAAUUCGAAUACAUCUGUAAACCUAUUUCUGGUUGAAAAAAUCUCCAUGGAAAGCCUGUAACUGUUUAGAAAUUAAGUUGUCAUAAGAACCCUACAAAGCAGUUCAAAAUUCAUCUUUUAUUUCAUAUUUGAAUGUUAUAUAAUCAAUCAUAGUCUUACACAUGUACAUGUCAACGUGCACUUGCAUAAGGUCGAUUUCUAUCAGACGCAGCUCAUAUCUAAUUGUCUUUUUGAUUAUCAUUCAUGUUUUAUAACUUUUUUUUUUUUUGAGUAACCUAUACAAUAUUUGAGUAAUGACAGAAUAUUAUCAGACAUGAAUUGUUAUUUCUAUGACAAUGUUUUUAUGACUUAUUUUUUAAGCACAUUAUUAUAUAUUGUUUGAAUUUUGAUUGUUUUAUUUGUUUAUUUUGGAAUAAAUAUUUAACUAGA